CAUUGAGCUGUCAGAAGGGCCGCAUAUUAUUGUUUUAAUAUUACGAGUUCACAAGUCAAGUAGCUGCAUCACUACAUUUUUAUUCUUUUGGGCCAGAAGAACUGUAUAAUUUAUUUGAUAUUUCUAUUACUAUUCUAUUAAAUAUUGCUGUGAAUUUUUCCAUAUUGUGACAUUAUGCGUUAUUUAAAUUCGUUUUAUUAUAUUGCAACUUCUAAUACUAGAAACUGUGUUACCAUUUUCUAAGCACACACACUCACACAUUUUGCACAACACUCAUCACAGAGUUCGAUAGUAUUUUCCUCACGACCCCGACCACUGCUGUUCGAACUACUACAAUACUACACCAAUAUACAUACCCAGCUAUUCUUUGAUUAUAUUAAGUUCUAGGUGUUAGUAGUGUUAUUUAGGCAUUUAAUGUCCAUGCCUACGUACCAAGGCUUAUAACCCUAGUCCGUUCAACAAAUAUAUAUAUAAUAGGUACCUAUGUAAAUACUCAAUAUAGGUUAGAGUUUAGUAUAGGUCCUGUUGCACACACACCACAUAUCCAAUAGCAUUGAUUAUGAAUACUAGUAUUAAAAUGAAAUUAUUGUAUGAUGCGCAUUGGUAACGAACACCUAAGCUCCUCUUAAAAUGUUUUUAUUAAUAAUAGUACUGCAAUCUGUUUAUUACUAUUUAUUCCUUUAUUUUUUUUUUAUAAUUGCCAUUUGUUUAUUUUGAUCCAUUCUAUUGUUUAUUUACUUUAAUGAUUAUUUUAUAUUAUUCAAAUUUAUUUAUUACUAUUAAUUGUACUGUACUAUUGUGCUUCAAGCCCGUUCAUAAAUAAAUAAAUAGUAUAUCUAACUAUAUAAAUGUGAAAUGAAAAUCUUCCCACCGACUAAACUCUGGAACUACUUAUCUGAUCUUCUUGAUUAUUUUUUUAAACGAAAUAGUAUAUCACGGAGAAAUAAUAAUAGAAAUUAUAAAAGAAAAUUUUAGGAAAAUUCACCGGAAAAGUAGGAAAUCUGGAUGUCAAAAAUACAACAGUGGCGCCAGAAAAAAAUAAACUAAAUAAUAAAAAAUGUAGUUUAUUGUUGCUGAUUAAAAUAAUAAUAGUGUAUUAUAUAUUGGUUGCUACUGCUUAAUCGGGCAUGUUUGUUGAUUUUUAUUAUUAUAUAAAUUAAUGUUGGUGUAGAUUAGAUCUCUGGGAAGAAGAUAGGCUAAUUUAAAAAGGGUUAAAUUUGGUUUUUUUUAUUCAUCGGAUUUUAGUACAGUUAGGUUAGGUUAGGAUUUUGUAUUAAUUGAUUAUAUUAAUCCACGGUAGGUGGAAUUAAGUAAAACGACAAACUUGGUAUCACUUUGAUACUUUAGAGUUAAAUCAUGCACUUACGUAAAACAGCACGGGGUCCGCAACCUACCACAGAUAGAUUGCCUACAUGAUAAUAUACUGCUGCGAAUAAGAAUUUUUAUUCCGGGCAACAUAAAAGUUAAGAUAAAUUUUUAAAACCAUACACCAAAUAUUAAAUAACGAAUUGAACAAAGUUUGAGUCAUAUAGAGUUGGUACAUUAAACGGGCAACGAAGUGCACGGGAUCAGCUAGUAUUAAUAUAUUUUUAUAAUAUUAUUCAUAAUCAAUAGUAAAAUAUUACGAUCGGCGGGGGACUGUCCAUCGGUCAUUAGUGAGUAGGCGAUUUUAAUAUGAAUAACUUGAACUACUUUAAUUACUAAGAGAAAGCAUAAUUUCUCACGAAUUACUCACAAGUGACUGAGAUUUUUUCGAUAUUUUAAUUUUGAAGGAAGGUAUAUGUGAAAUAUUACAAAUUAAAAUUACUCAUAGAUCACUUGAAAAUUAAAAUAUCGAAUAAAAGCCAACGCUUAAGUACAGAUUAUGUUCUUAACUGAAAGUUUGAUUAAAGGUAAAUUUACUCUGCCGUGCUAAUAACACAACAAUACACUCUUAUAACAAAGAAAAAUUCACUACCUACCUAAAUAGGUAUUGAUUUUUUUUGUUAAUUAUCUUAAUAAAUAAUUUGAUGUUUAACAGUAAUAACAAUAAAUUAACGAAUUAAAAUGUUAAAUAGUCUUAAAUAUAUAUACAUUUUAUAAUUAAUAUACGGUUUUCGAUUAUCUUUGUAAAAAGCUUAAUCUUGUGCUACAGGGAGAAAAAUCAAAAACAAUUUUGAGAAAAAAGAAGAUAUUAAAUAAAGCAUUUGAAGAAAUUAAUAAAAUUAUAUUAUAAAUUAUAAUGGAAAUGAAAGAGCAAAAUAAAGUAAAAACAAAAACAAAUUUGCAUUGCAAGUAGAGUUGUUGCUCGAUAUAAUAUAUCCUUACCAAACAACAUUGGUGAUUUACAAAGUAUAUUAUUUAACAAAUAUUUUAAUUUAUUACAAUUACAAAUAUUUUUUUUUUGCUCAAAAAUAAUAAACUAAAGUAUAUCUAUGAUCUUGAAUUUUGAUCUGGUUGGAAUAGUUACAUUAUCAGACUAUGGUCGGCGUUGGGUAGUAACGCGUAAUGCAAAUUACAAAUUACUACAACGCAAGUUGUUGUUACUUUUUUCAGUAACGCACCACUAAUUUCAUUACAUUUUACUUAAAGUAACGCAAUUGUAACAAAAUAAUUUUUGAAAAGUAAUUUCUAUGAAGCACUUACGCGUUAUUUUCCAUGUUAUUAAAAUAAUAGUUUUGAAUGCAUUACAAAAAAAAGCCAAUAAGAUAUCCCAGAAAAAAUUAAAAUCAAUUAUAUUUAUUUUUGAUUCCGAUAAUAGUAAGCAAUAUUAUUAAACAUUCCAGGAAUAAAUGUUAUCACUUUAUUAUCAGAAAGAAAAGAGUUCAGUUUAAAAAUAAAAUGUAAAUAAAAUUAAUUAUGAUUUAUGACUUAUGACUAUAAUAUGAGAUGAUUGUGCUUUGUACUAAUAGGUCUAUUACCACUAGUUCUGAUUGUAAAAUAUAUACAUAAUUAGUAAGUAACGUUAUUUGUAACGCACUACUUUAUUAAUGAAAAAGUAAUGUAACGUGAUAAACAAUAAUUUUAGGUAACGCAAAUGUAAUUUAAAUAAAAAUAUUUGAUGUAACGAGUAAUGUAAUUGCAUUACUUUUAAAAGUAAUUUACCUAACACUGACCAUGGUUAGUACCUAAUGGCUAAUACUACCUAUGUAAAAAUACAAAAUUGAAAGUAAAUUGGACAAAAAUUGUAAGUAGGUACCUAGGACCUAUUUAUCUAAUACUGCAAUAUAUAACACUAACAAUAAACUUGCAUAUUAUUUUAUAUUAUAUAAUCAACAUAUUUUUAUAACAUUUACCAACUAAAUUACCGGCGUUUCAAAAAAAAAAAUUUGAUUCUUCAACUCCUUUUGGAUGUAACACGCUGUUGAAGAAAUGUCUUUUAAGUGUAAAUUAUAUUAUAUUUUACUGUAUAGCCAUCCCGACCGGCGUUGUCCGUGAGAUAGGCUUGUGAUUAAGCGAGCAAUAUAUAAUCAGGUAGGCCAUCUACCUGUGGUACAUCGUGGACCCAGUGUGGUUUGUACGUAAGUGUAUAAUUUAACUCUGAAGCAUCAAAGUUAUACCAAGUUUAUCGUUUUAACUUAAUUCAAGUAGCCCAUCUUCUUUUCAAAGGUCUAAUAUCUUUGUACCAAAUUUCAUCGAAAUCGGAUGAAUGGUUUAGGAAUGUAUAAAGGGCAAACAGACAAACAUUCAUAUUUAUAUAAAUAGAUUAGCAAAUAUGACUAAAAAGUAAACAAUUUUGUAUUGUUUAAAAUUUGAUGGACUUUAAAAUGCUUGUUCAUGGGUAUGUUCACUGUUCACGUCAUAUAUUUUAAUAUUAUAUUUUAUUCGUCAUCUUGACGAUCAAUUAUAUAGCAAAUUCUAUCGGAUCAAAUAUGGCACCGGUAAUAAAAUGGGUGUUUGUACUUGUAUUUGUGGCCAUCACGGCCGUAACACUCUUAACGGUUCUGAACAAUCAUACAAAGGAUUUGGGAUGGAUUCCGGAAAACGAAAAGCUUACAGAAAUUACAUCAGCAAGUUUUUUAAUACCUAAUUCGAAUAUAAUAGCUAAACUGCGGGAAACUACACAUCGCUUAUCACCAUUCGUUCGCCCACAGCAGUACUUCAUUAAUUUGUACCCGGAUCUUAAACGAGGUUCAUUCAUUGGUUCUGUCAAUAUAACAAUAAUAUUGGAUACUCCUCAAAGUUACAUUAAGCUACAUUCAAAAGGAUUGAAUAUCAUAGAAACUAAACUCAAUUCCAGUUCUGUAACAGCGUUUCCACUUCCAGUACUUGAAUGUUGGGUUGUCGUACCUAAUGAAGAACUAAGUGCUGGGGAAUACAAAUUACAAAUAUCAUUUAAAGGUAGUUUAUCGGACAAAGUAGUAGGUUUUUAUCAAAGCAUUUAUGAAGAUUCGACCAGCCAUGAACAACAUUAUAUGGCCACUUCAAAAUUGCAACCAACUUAUGCGCGGUUAGCGUUUCCAUGUUUUGAUGAGCCUCAACUGAAAUCAAAAUUUAAAAUUAGCUUAACUCGACCAUCUGGUAAUAAUUAUAUAGCAUUAUCCAAUAUGAACCAAGAGUCUGAAGAGAUCAAUGUCCCUACAAAUGGAUUUACAACUGUCCAUUUUGCUAACACUGUCCCAAUGUCUACGUAUCUUGUUUGUUUUAUCGUAUGUGAUUAUCAAUCACUUGAACCUGUAAAAUCAGUUCAUGGAUUUCCAUUAACAGUUUAUGCCAAAAAUGGCCAAACCGAAAAUAUGAAAUAUGCUCAACAUGUAGGUCUCAAGACAAUUAAUUAUUAUGUAAAUUAUUUCGGCAUUCAAUACCCAUUACCAAAAUUAGAUCUGAUACCAAUCCAAGAUUUUAGUGCUGGAGCAAUGGAAAAUUGGGGUCUUGUGACAUUUCAAGAAACGAGAGUUUUGUAUAAUGAAAGUAAUACUUCUAUUGAUGAACAAGAGAGAAUCGCUUUUACCGUUGCUCAUGAAUUAGCUCAUAUGUGGUUUGGAAAUCUUGUUACUAUGAAAUGGUGGAACGACAUAUGGCUUAACGAAGGGUUUGCCACUUACAUGGAAUAUAAAGCUACACAAGUUGUUCACCCUGAUUGGGAUGUUGAAACAUCAUUUCCAAUUCAUAAUCUCCAACCUGUACAAUAUGUAGAUAGUAAACGUAAUUCUCAUGCUAUAGUGCAGAACGUUUCUCAUCCAAAUCAAAUAACCGAAAUUUUUAAUAGUAUAUCAUAUUCUAAAGGUUCUGCUAUAUUACGAAUGUUAGAAAGUCUGUUGGGUGAUCAAGUAUUCAGGAUUGGUGUAACCACAUAUUUAAAACGUUUUGCAUUUAAAAAUGCUGAAACUGAUGAUUUAUGGACAGAAUUACAAACAGUGACUCAAAAUACAAUCAACGUUAAAAAGAUUAUGGAUACAUGGACACGUCAAUCAGGGUUCCCAGUAGUAUCGGCUAUACGGAAUGGAACUAAACUUACUUUGAUGCAGCAAAGAUUUUUGUCCGACCCAAAUACUAAUUCAUCAAAUGACUCAUCUCCAUAUAAUUACAAAUGGGAAAUACCAAUCACUUAUACCACUUCAAACAAUAAUACUGUACAUACAUUUUGGUUAACCCAAGACGAGGAUUCAAUAACGAUUGACAUAUCUGUUGUUGAGUGGAUAAAACUUAAUCAUAGGCAAGUUGGAUAUUACAUCAUAAACUAUUCAGAGAGUGAUUGGGAUUUACUAAACAAUUUAUUAAAAAAUAAUGUUGAUGUAUUAAGUGUGGCUGACCGUUCAAAUCUUAUACACGAUUCCUUUAUUUUGGCAAAUGCUAAUUACUUACCAUAUAGCAUUUCGUUAAACAUGACAAAAUAUUUAUCUUUGGAACAUCAUUAUAUUCCUUGGCAUGUAGCUGCUACUAACUUACAGAUAUUAAGUGAACAUUUAUAUCAACGUCCGGCACAUAAAAACCUUGAAAAAUAUGUACAACAAUUAUUGGGGAGUAUAAAAGAAGAUAUUUGGAAUGAUCCAAGUGAUAAAAACUUCAUACAACGUAAGCGUCGAGCAGUUAUUAUCAAAUUAGGAUGUGCAUAUGGUGUACCAAGCUAUCAAAAAAAAGUGUAUGAACUAUUUAAACGAUUUGUGAAUGACAAAAUCAAACCGCAUCCAGAUAUUAGAGAUACAGUUUAUUACUAUGGAAUGUCUCAGGGCAAUGAUAGUGAAUGGAAUAAAUUGUGGAACUUAUCCUUAAAUGAAAAAGAACGUAUAGAAAGAGGAAACCUUAUAAAUGCAUUGACUGCCUCAAAAGAAACAUUAAUAUUAACCAAACUAUUGCAACUUGCAGAAUAUGAUAGCCAUAUUAGUUCCCGAGAAUAUUUAAGAAUCAUAAUACUGAUAAACCGUCAUCCUUUUGGAACCCAAUUUGUAUGGGACUUUUUGAGGGAGAAUUGGCGGAACUUGGUUAAUCGUUUUUCUCUUUCUGAUGGGCAACUUGGAACUCUCAUACCUUCAGUUUGUUCUCAUUUCAAUACACAAGAACGUAUCAGAGAAAUGAACAUAUUUUUUGAUAAAUAUCCAGAAGCUGCGGCUAGAAAUAAUGGACGAAAAACUACGCUGGAAGUUGUAUCUAAUAAUAUUAAAUGGUUAGAAAAACAUGAAGCUGUUAUUAGUAAUUGGUUGAUAAAUUCCAUCUAAUUUUAAAAAUGUCUUCUAUUUGAUUGUCAAUAUUUAAAAACCAAUAUCUUAUUAUAUAGGUUCGAAUUAUUUAAUAUUACAAUAUUAAUGUCUAUAUUUUUACAAUUUGUUUAUUCCUCUUAUUAAUUAUAUGUGUUUUUACAAUUUUACUUAAAUAUAUGUUAAUACAAUUUAAUACGUAUUGUAUAAAUA
This is a messenger RNA of Metopolophium dirhodum (rose-grain aphid), 6827 nucleotides long. Its product is annotated as glutamyl aminopeptidase-like. NCBI's taxonomy places the organism in Eukaryota, Metazoa, Arthropoda, Insecta, Hemiptera, Aphididae. Gene Ontology annotation, biological process: peptide catabolic process; proteolysis. The transcript has 15 exons. The record is from RefSeq and is a predicted model, not a curated record. Gene Ontology annotation, cellular component: cytoplasm. Bases 3852 to 6635 code for a protein of 927 amino acids. Gene Ontology annotation, molecular function: zinc ion binding; metalloaminopeptidase activity; peptide binding.